AUGAAACUAAAGCAAUCAUCAACAUCUCACUGGUACGAAACAUGUGGAGAAGCCUUUUUUACACAAUUACUCAUUCCCUUCCUCCAUAAUCCAUCUCAAGAAUUAAAAUCACUCUCACAAACCUGCCAAUUUAUUUAUCAAACCUACUCUCAACAUUUUGAUAAUUAUUGGAAACGUUUACUAUUAAACAAAUAUUGUGAUUUUCAGAAAGGAACAUUAGACAGUGAAAAAUUGAAAGGAAAAUUAAUGAUGCUCUAUUAUCAAUUGGAAUAUUUUGAAAAUCAUUUGGAAAAACUUCCAGAAUCUUUGAUAUCUACUUCUGGUCCUAUCGGAACGGAUUCAAAAUAUGGAGUUUAUAGACCAUGUUUUAUUUCUUCAUCUUCUUAUGGAUAUGGUUAUGGACAAGGAUUCUGUACCAUGUUGACCAGUUCAUUCUUUUCAGAGGAUUAUGAUCCAAGAAUUUCCAUUGAUGAUUAUUCUUAUAAUUUGGAAAUGGACGAUUUAUUAAUUCAAAGAAGAAAUAUUUCACUAUUUCCUGCAGUAGUCUAUGAAGAAUACUCUGCUCUUGUGGAUAGUUAUAUUCAAAGGAGUGAUGGAAUAAUUUUCACAUUGGUUUUCUAUAGAGAAUUUCAUCCAUUCAAUGUAAAAGCGGAAAUGGAAUCUUUUAGUGGUUUCUACAAGAGAGUGGCCAAUGAUUCAGAUUUAUUAAAUAGAUACAUCUUUACUAUUGCAAUGCACUUUAAAGAAAAUAUUCCAGAAAGUGAAAGAAAUGAUCUUGAGGAAGAAUUGAGAAAGUAUAUUGCGGAGAAUUAUUGUUUUAAAAAUUAUUUAAUUAUCAAAUGUAAUCUUUCUAAUAGAGAGCAGGUUCUGAAAACAGUUAGAGAAACUGUGAAAAGAUACAGAUGUAUUAAUGUCAAUCUAUUCUUGAAACAUUUUAUGAAAUCAGAAAAAAAGUGCCUUCUCAUGUAA
This is a messenger RNA of Naegleria gruberi, 969 nucleotides long. RefSeq lists its product as uncharacterized. The transcript has a single exon. The record is from RefSeq and is a predicted model, not a curated record. NCBI's taxonomy places the organism in Eukaryota, Heterolobosea, Eutetramitea, Acrasida, Naegleriidae. The coding region runs from base 1 to 969 and encodes 322 amino acids.